Xiphophorus couchianus (Monterrey platyfish) is the source of this 4357-nucleotide messenger RNA. RefSeq names its product hemicentin-1-like. The transcript has 15 exons. The coding region runs from base 213 to 3845 and encodes 1210 amino acids. NCBI's taxonomy places the organism in Eukaryota, Metazoa, Chordata, Actinopteri, Cyprinodontiformes, Poeciliidae. The record is from RefSeq and is a predicted model, not a curated record.
CUGUAAAAACUCAGUGCAUCAGGGGAAAAUAAGGUGUGGCAGGCAGCGACUGUGAUGUGCCACUGUGACAGAACGCUGGGAAAGCAUCACGAGAGCACAGAGCAAAUGUUUGCUUGUUGAAGAGCUGUGAUCUAAUAAUAUCUCCAGGUUUGGAUUUAUUAAAGCAGCAUUCCUUACUGUUCUGGUUGGAAAAGAAGUAGUCAAGGAGUAGAAUGGAGUGUCCGUUGCUGUUUUACCUAAUCUUGACCACAGUAACUUUUACAGAUCCUGUGCACAGCCAAAUCAUACAUGCUUCUGAGAACCCCGUACCACUGGGGAACAACGUGACCAUCAUCAGCAACACCAACGUUACCGUGGGAACAUGGACAUUCAACAACAAUCUGCUGGCCUUAAUUUACCCUGGAGGGUUUUAUUUAAGUAAUGCUAAAAGUGGUAAAUUAAUUUUUGAUUCCAACACGUCGUCUCUGACUAUAAUAUCAGCACAACUGGCCGACUCUGGAGUGUACAAGUUAGAACAACUGGAUAAGUUUUCUGUUCAGCUGUGGCUGUCGGUCCAAGAGCCAAUUUCAAAUGUGACUUUAUCAGCACAAAGGACGGAUCUGGUGGAGCUCAAUGACACAGCAGUCUUCAUCUGCUCAGUCUCCAAGGGAACGUCUUUGUCUUAUGAAUGGUUGGCAGGAAACUCUACAAUAUUAAGCCGUGCAGGUGUGCAGCUCAGCAAUGGCGGUGCCAAUCUUAGCAUAGUCGGGCUGACCCGCUAUGACCAGGGACCAUACAGGUGCAAUGUGUCCAAUGGACUCGGAUAUGAAGUCAGCCCACCUGUUUAUCUGAACAUCAGCUACGGUCCAAAUAAUGCAACCAUGACAGUCGACCCUGUAAACUACAUGUACAGAUCAGGAUCUAACAUCACACUGUCAUGCUCUGUGAAGUCCAAACCCACAGCAAUAGUGCAGUGGAUGUUUAAUGGAGUCAGCCUUAACCAGUUUGGCUUACAGCUUCACCUGCAGAAUGUCAAAGAAAACAACUCAGGAACUUACAAAUGUUUAUUUCACAACACGGUCACAAUGCUGUUCAACAGUGACAGUACAGUGAUACGAGUGAUGGAUCCAUUAUCAGCAGUGGACGUUAGUAUUACUGGUAGACCAGCAAUACUAGAUGAGGCGUUUACUCUCCAGUGUGGAGCGACUGGACCUGUUGGCAGCAUCCAGUGGUGGAAAAAUGGCAGCCUAAUUGCUCCUGACAAUAGAACCAUGUUUGGCAACAACAACAAGACUCUGACUCUUAAACCAGUCCGAUUUUCUGACGGUGGACUCUACAGGUGUCACGUUUUUAAUCUCGUGAGCGACAUGACCAGCGGCCCCUUCGCUGUUGUAGUCAACUAUGGACCAAUGAUGCCAACUGUAACAGGACCAAAUGUGGUGAAGUCAGGAAACACUGUUACGUUCAAGUGCUCAGCAGAAUCUGUUCCACCGAGUCUCUACCAAUGGCACUUCAAUGGUUCUGUGGUCUCCGCCAUGUCUGAGUAUACAACACCUUCACUCACCGAAGAAAUGAGCGGGGCAUACAUCUGCAUGGCCUUAAACAACAUCACAGGGAAGAACAGCACUGCCAGCAUAAUGCUUACAGUUGUUGAUCCAAUACAAAAUGUAACAGUACAAGCACAGAAUGAUUCCGCCAUCGAGGGUAAUCCACAUGUUUUAACUUGCGAUAUAAUUGGUCCGGCUGAUAAUAUUUACUGGAUGGAGAAUGGUGAGCCAUUAUAUUCGGAUAACAGAACCGGUUUCUUCAUGAAUAACAUGACAGUCAAAUUUACGGCAUUGAAGCGUUCUGAUACCGGAAACUACCAAUGUCUUGCAAUUAAUGCUGUGGGAAACAUGACCAGUGAUCCUUACAAACUGCUUGUCACCUAUGGACCAGACACGGCAGAAACUAUUGGACCCAAUGUUGCCAAGACAGGAGACAAUGUUACACUCACAUGCUGGGCAGAUUCAGCUCCCCUGAGUCUCUACCAAUGGCACUUCAAUGGUGUUUUGGUCUCCAACAUGUCUGAGUAUAUGACACCUUCUCUCACUGAAGAAAUGAGCGGGGAGUACACCUGUACUGCCAUCAACAGCAUCUCUGGAAAAAACAGCACUGCCAGCAUAAUGCUUAAAGUUAUUGCUCCAAUACAAAACGUUCAAGUCGAAGCUCAGAUGAAUCUCGCAGUUGAAGGUCAUCCUUAUAAUUUAACCUGCAGUGUAAACGGAGCUGUUGACAAUAUUUAUUGGAUGAGAAAUGGUGAAAAACUGAAUUCAGACAACAGAACUAUGAUCUUCAUGGAAAAUAUGACAAUGAGUUUCAUGAGCAUGCAGCGUAAUGAUGCUGGAAACUACACAUGCAUGGCUGCUAAUGCUGUAGGAAACAUGACCAGCAAACCCUUCAUGCUCCUUGUCAACUAUGGACCAGAGAUGCCAGUCAUCACGGGACCAACAGCAGUAAAGACAGGGGACAAUGCCACACUCAGAUGCCACGCAAAGUCGGUUCCCCCAAGUCUCUACCAAUGGCACUUCAAUGGUUCUCUGGUCUCCAUCAUGUCAGAGUAUAUGACACCUCCUCUCACUGAAGAGAAGAGUGUAAAGUAUACGUGUACGGCCUUCAACAACGUCACUGAAAAAACCAGCACUGCCAGCAUAACAAUCACAAUUAUUGCACCAAUUAAAAAUGUACAAAUAGAUACACCAACAUCGGAUGCUUUGGAAGGUUACUCGUAUAAUUUAACAUGCAAUGUAACUGAAACUGUGGAUAAUAUUUACUGGAUGAAAAAUGGUGAACAAUUGCAUCCAGACAGCAGCACUGUUUUCUCUAUGGACAACAAGACAGUCAUGUUUAUGCCAGUGGAUCGUUAUGAUGCUGGAGACUAUGAAUGCAUGGCUAUGAAUGCUGUUGGAAACCUGACAAGCAGUGCUUACAUGCUUCUGGUCAACUUUGGACCAGAUAAACCCAAAAUUGAUGGGCCGAAUUUUGGGGAAGAAGGACGAAACGCGGUCUUCAACUGUUCUGCCGCAUCGAUGCCUCCCAGCACCUACAGUUGGUGGUUUAAUGACUCCAUGAUGGCCGAUACCUCUGAGUUCACAGCUGGGCCUCUAUCUUUCAACAUGAGUGGCUUAUAUACAUGUAUGGCCCACAAUAGUGUGACAGGAAAGAACAGCACAACCUCGACAAUGCUCACCGUUAUAGAAGCAAUAAAUUCAGUGAUGAUUCAAAGCAAUUCGACUCCAAUAAGCAAUGAAAACUUUACCCUCACAUGUCACGUUGUUGGGCCCUAUGACGCCCUCUACUGGAUGAAAGAUGACAUGAAGCUCAACCUGAAUGCCUCCGACCCAGCCUCAUCCAUGUACAUUACUGAAGAGAAGGUUCUGCACUUCACCCCACUGACAACACAGAGUAACGGGACAUAUCAGUGUGUCGCUACCAACAGGGCUGCUAAUCAUACGAGUCCACAGUACAAACUUCUUGUAAACUAUGGUCCUUUGAAUAUAAACAUUUCUGGUCCAGAGUCAGCAAAAGAUGGCGCCUCUGUGUCUCUGACAUGCACUACUGAGUCUUACCCGGAGUGUGACUUCCACUGGUUCUUAAAUAAUCAAUCAUCCCCUCUUAAGAACGGAUCUGUUUUCAGUUUCACUGCAACUAGAGGACCAGCAGCGAAAUACAUAUGCAUCGCAACAAACCCAGUGACAAACAUCACAAUGAAGCAAACUAAAGAUUUUACUAUUCAAGAUCAUGCCUCUGCAAACCACAUCACAAACAAAGGAGCUGUGCUGCUCAUGGGUUUGUUUUCUGUCCUUGUUCACCUGCUUCUCCUUUGAGUCCUGGCUGACAGAAAACUUGCUCCUGCUACAGCCUUCAACAACAAUCUCACAAUGUUACUACUGAAAUGACACAACAAUCUCUAUGUUUGGGUUAAAAUUGAAUAAUCUAUGUGGUUCUCCUGUUCUAUCACUGUUGUUAAUUUUGUUAUUGGCUUGUACCAUGUACAAACAUAGUACAAGGCAUAUCUGUACUGCUUUGCAAUAAUAGUCAUGAGUGUCAUUUUUUUAAAUAGCCUGCAAAUCCUGCAGUACAAAUUACAGAUUCUUCACAUUUUAUACCUGACCUUUUCCUUAGAUAACCAAUUAAUCAUUAAUUAAUUAUCAUAUUUAAUUUAAGACAUUGUUAUUACACACUUAUUUGCUGCUUUUUACUUGCUAAUCAACAAAAUAAACAGAAACAUUGAUUAUAGAGACUUUAUUGAAGAGGUUAUAACAACGUUGUGGUAACAUGAUCAGUCUGUCUGCAAAAUGUAAUCAGCACUUUGUUUAAAAUGUAAAAUAUGUAUGCA